Messenger RNA from Melopsittacus undulatus (budgerigar), 3871 nucleotides. RefSeq names its product mitogen-activated protein kinase kinase kinase 19 (gene MAP3K19). The transcript is spliced from 8 exons. The coding region runs from base 34 to 3801 and encodes 1255 amino acids. The record is from RefSeq and is a predicted model, not a curated record. Lineage: Eukaryota; Metazoa; Chordata; Aves; Psittaciformes; Psittaculidae. Gene Ontology annotation, biological process: protein phosphorylation. Gene Ontology annotation, molecular function: protein kinase activity; ATP binding.
CAGGUUUCUGGACCUUGACAGUUUUAGGACAGCAUGUCUGACAACCAACAAAAUCAGAGGAGAAGCAAAGAAGAUUGUGAAAGUGUUGCUCUUGAGAAUGCAGAGAAGAUAACGAAAGAAAUGCAUCGGUCAUACAAAGCUCUAGGAAAAAACAGGCAAACAUCACCAACAUCCAGUCCAUGGCCGGAUCAACAAGUGGCAUGUUUUCCAAGUAAAAACCAGUUAGCCUUACAGAUGAGACAUCACACUUCUUUACCUUUCUCCCUGAAGAAGAAGAACGUAGGGCAUGGCUUUGACUUCAGCUUUCUGCUACAGGCUGCCUCAUGCCCAGAAUCUAAUGUUUCAAAAUCAUUUAUGGGUUUAAACACUUUCCUGAUAAUAAAAGCACAAAUACAACAAAAGUUAAAUAUCGCAGUGCUAAAACCCAGGAGCAGCAGCUCUAAGUUUUAUUUACCACCAGUGAUGUGUCAGCCUGUAAGAACAAUUCAUCCUGCUCCUCCAGAGGAUAAUAUUGUCAAUGAAGGCUCCCACAUCAGGCAUAUUUUGAAUAUCAUGAACCCUAUUCCUUGGCCUAUAAAAACAGUUACUAAAUUUUAUCAUUAUCAGUUAGACAAUCUACUAAAAAGGCACACUGAAAAGUCAUCAGAUCUGAUUGUGGCUACUUUUUCUGAUCAGUUCACUCCAAUGAAAGACCUGUACUACUUCAGCAUGAACAACUAUUACAAGUACCCUAACAACAAGAAAGAAGAAAUUCAAAGCCAUUUAAAAUGGAGGGAAGCUGAUGUAGCAACCCAUACUGAAAAGAAUGACAAGACAAAGUACCAGCUCUUGGUGGCUUGUAAGAACAUAGAUCUUAUGAACCAAGACAGUUUCUAUGAUGAUAGUCAUCCUUACUUGAGCUCAAAUAAUGCUCUGAUAAACUGUGGAAUAUUUACAGCUCAGACAACAUUUGCAACGUCAAGCAAUGGAGAUGCCUCAAGAGCUGGCAGUGAGGGAGGAAAAACAGAGAGUUGCUGUAGAUCUGGUCCAGAAGAAGAAAAUGCUACAGAGGUAAUAGUGGAUUACGGACCAUGUGAAGGUGGUGAGAGUGCGAACUUUGUGCUUGACAAUCGUGAUUUAGAUUCUUCCUGUAAAAAUGGAGUGAUAGAGGCCUAUCAUGCCUUAGAAGAUAAUUCUGUAGUUGCAGGAAUUCCCAGAGUAGAAGUGGAAGUUCCUUCUGGAAAACAGACAGAAAAUCAUGUUUGUCUCUCUGAAUUUGAAGUGGAAAAAGAAGCAUUGUCAAAAGCAACUUCAAAAGACCAAAGUGAGCUUGUACCUGUUGUUCAUGUUACAUUCUCUGAACAAGACCCAGCUAGAGAGCCACACAUUGUUAAACAGCCUCCCACAAAAAAGAGUGUAAUUCGUAGUCUGCCUCCUCAAAUUACUCAGAGCUUCAACAUCCUUGCUCGCAGAGAAAAUGGUAAAAGGAAAAUAAAGAUAGAUAAACCCAAAUAUUCAUCAAAAUCUAAAAUGUGUAGCAAGAUAAAGAUUUCUGAAGACUUAAUUGUUUCUGAUGAGAUUUCAAGAAAUUUUAAUGCCAAGAGUCACAUUUUUCCAUCUUUGGAAUUGCCACACAUCGAAUCUGAGACUUCCCCAAAGCAUCAAAAAAAAACCCCUCAUGCUGACAAAGACCAUUUUGCUCAGAGUACUCAAAAACUUAAAAAGCACAGUUUCUCCUGCAGUUGCAAAAAUUCAGUUAUCUUAAAGAAACCUGCUACUCCCCUUUCUCUACCACAUGCACAGUCUGCUUCAGCUUUUGUAGAUCUGAAAUACAGUGACAUGUUCAAGAAAAUAAAUUCAAAUGACAAAGGCCCAGGUAUUUAUGAAAUGUUUGGAACUCCUGUCUAUGACCACGUGCGUGAGCUUGAUCAACACAAGAACAGAUAUUACAAAGAUGCUACAACUGGGAGAUGCACUGCUAGCAUCUGCAGGAAAGGGAGAGAGGGCAGCCGAAUAAGAAAUACUGAAAAGAGAACAUGUUCUAAGCCGAAGAAGACCAUACCUGGCACAAAACAAAAGCAGAAGAGUUUAAUUACAAAGGACAGAAGUAUCAAGUUGAGUGACAGCAACACAGAACAAGGUAAUGUAAUAACUUCUGAUUCAGAUGUUCAGAUAAACACUUCAAGGAGCAUGAUAUUGCUCCAUGAAGACACAGAUCAUCAGCUUAUAUUUUUAGAAGAGCUUUCCCAAUCAACUAAGCAAAAUAAAUUUUUUUCAAAUUCAAACUUAUCAACUAUUAAAGAAGUUUCUUUGGAGCAGCCUGCAGACAUCCAGGAUAUAUCCAGCCAUCAGAGACCUGCUGCCUGUAGCCAGAAUCUUCUGCAGUUUAGUGAUAAAGACUACACAGACUGUGUUCCUCUAACUAGCAGUCCACUAACAACAGACAAUAAUGUUUGUGUACUGCAGCAAAGGAUGGAUAUGGACGGCUGCAAAGGCCUGGAAUCAGACCAGGCCUCCUUCAAGUCUAUAAAUAAAAGUGAAGCAUUGCCCUUUUUGUAUAGGCUGCAGUGUCAGUCCCCUCCAAUACAGGUAAAUCAGAGUUGGGCAUACAGACCUCAAAAUUGUGGUUUGCCAAAUGAAUUGACUCAAGCUUCAGUAAUUCAGACAAAAAAUGUUACAAGCCCCAGUUUCCAGACAAGUCAAUGCAUUUUGUCCUGGGCAGAUAAUGAGGAUAUGACUGAUGAGUUGCUUUGUUGUCUGGCUGAAGAAUUGCUAAUGCUUGAAGGAAAAGACAUCAACUCUUCAAGAACAAAAAAUACAAGUUCUAAAAUGCAAAAUAUGCAUACUAAAGAAGAAGAAAAUACGAUGAAUGGAGGUGGAGCAAUAGUAAAUAGUGUUCUAGAGAAGAGGUACAGUAAAGCCGUUUUGACAUCAAACGAAGAAAAUGAUCUACUAAGCUUUGAGGAACCUACUCAAUUACCAGGAAGCAGUUUAAUUAACAAAGAUCCUAUCGUGUGGACAAGAGGUGAAGUCCUUGGAAAGGGAGCCUAUGGCACGGUAUACUGUGGCCUGACAAGCCAGGGACAGCUAAUAGCUGUAAAACAGCUUGUUCUGGAUACAUCAGAUCAAGUCACAACAGAAAAGGAAUAUCAGAAGUUUCAUGAAGAAGUUGACCUUUUGAAGACAUUGAAGCAUAUCAAUAUUGUAACUUAUUUAGGGACUUGUCUUGAAGACAACAUUUUAAGCAUUUUCAUGGAGUUUGUUCCUGGUGGCUCGAUUUCUAGUAUUAUUCAUCGUUUCGGUCCAUUGCCAGAAAUUGUUCUUUGUAAAUAUACAAAGCAAAUUCUACAAGGAGUUGCAUACUUACAUGACAAUUGUGUGGUACACAGAGAUAUCAAAGGCAACAAUGUUAUGCUCAUGCCAAAUGGUAUAGUAAAGCUAAUUGACUUUGGCUGUGCCCGGAGGUUAGCUUGGGUAAGCCUCAGUGGCACACAGAGCGAGAUGCUCAAGUCUGUGCAUGGGACCCCAUACUGGAUGGCACCAGAAGUUAUAAAUGAAUCUGGAUAUGGAAGAAAAUCAGACAUCUGGAGCAUCGGCUGUACUGUGUUUGAGAUGGCAACAGGAAAACCGCCACUGGCUUCCAUGGACAGGAUAGCAGCCAUGUUCUAUAUUGGGGCCCACAGAGGACUGAUGCCUUCCCUACCUGAUCGAUUCUCUGUCACUGCAGUGGAUUUUGUGCAUGCAUGUUUAACCAGAGAUCAAGAUGAACGCCCUUCUGCUCUGCAAUUGCUGGACCACCCCUUUGUGAAAAGAAGACAGUGACUUUUUCAAACCUCUUGCCAAAUAAGUAUGCAUUUUCCAUAUAAAACUAUCCACUUGGGAAAAAAAAAAA